This is a messenger RNA of Heterobasidion irregulare TC 32-1, 627 nucleotides long. RefSeq lists its product as uncharacterized. The transcript has a single exon. Bases 1 to 627 code for a protein of 208 amino acids. The record is from RefSeq and is a predicted model, not a curated record. NCBI's taxonomy places the organism in Eukaryota, Fungi, Basidiomycota, Agaricomycetes, Russulales, Bondarzewiaceae.
AUGCGCGAUGGGGGGCCGAAGCUGAAACUCCAAGCUCCAAGCGCGGGGCACGGUAAUCGCUCCCUACCGCACCCAGCACCCAUCACCCAUCACCCAUCAACCCCCAAUCCAAACGCGUGCCCAAACGCGUGCGAAACGCAGACGCCUCGGACGCCUCUCCUCGGACUCGAACACUGGCGCUGGAACGGCAAGGCAAGGGGCGACGAUGCGGCGAUAGCAAUAGCGACAAGAGAGCGUGGACGCCGCGGACGGGCGCACUGGGGCAGGGGGUGCACGAUCGCGCAGCGAAAGAAAGAGCAUCGACGACUAGUGUGGGAGUGCCAGUGCCAGUGCCAGUGCCAGUGCCGGUGGGAGCGGGGGGCAGUGGUGGGAGCAGAAGUGGAAGCAGAAGUGGGUGCAGAAGCGCGACCGGGGGCGGUAGAAGUGGGUGCAGAAGCGAGAGUGGGAGUGCAAGCGAGGGUGAGAGUGCAAGCGAAGGUGGGAGUGAGUCCAGGACCAGCGCGCGCGUCCGCCCACGGAGCGCCGCCAUCCUCCCCGCCGACCUCCCAAAUGACAAACAUCACCAAGGCUAAUCGCGGUCGUCCCAUCCGCAUCCGAGGCGGCUGGGAGCACGCGGGGCCCAAGUAG